Colletotrichum tamarilloi is the source of this 2814-nucleotide messenger RNA. RefSeq lists its product as uncharacterized. NCBI's taxonomy places the organism in Eukaryota, Fungi, Ascomycota, Sordariomycetes, Glomerellales, Glomerellaceae. The coding region runs from base 1 to 2814 and encodes 937 amino acids. The record is from RefSeq and is a predicted model, not a curated record. The transcript has a single exon.
AUGACCAUAUUCAAUUGGCACGAGGCAUGCCGGAGACCUGAUGUCGAAUUCAAUGAAGGUCUGGGUGUGCCGACAUGUAGCAGCUGUGGAUGCAUUGCUACAUUAGAAGGCAUUGCGGAGGCUCAACACCACGAUGCACCAUUUGUGCCGGCUCCGACGACAAGAUUUGAACUCACGUGGCCACUUUCACUACCAUUCGUGGAUGAUCCUUUAGAAUCUGAGCCGCCGAAAGAAACGACCGCGGAAUCGAAAACAUCCUUGCCCAAAGAUGUACGCGGAAAUAUCACGCCAUAUAUAGGCCAGCCCACCACAAGCAACCAGAAGCCUGCGAUAGACUCUUCUAUCCAAGUUGAGGCGCCGUAUGAGCCUUUGUUCGCACGAAAAAUCCGGCUUCUUAAGUUACUCAAAGGCAAUUACAAUGACCCAGUCAGAGUCGAGCUUCAAGUCGCAGAUUUGGCCAUCAAACCGGAAUACGAAGCUCUCUCAUACACAUGGGCAGACGAAAAUAAGGACUCUUCAAAGUGCGAGAAGGUUUACAUUGGUGAUCGAUGGGAUACCCUGCUGGUCACCAAGAACUGCUUCAAUGCUCUUCGCCGUUUACGAUAUUCCAACCGCAGCAGAAAACUUUGGGUCGACGCCAUUUGCAUCAACCAGAACGACGUGGGCGAAAGGUCCCAUCAAGUUGGCAUCAUGCAAAACAUUUACGCAACUGCCUCCAGGGUUUUGAUCUACUUGGGGGAAGAUGAAGAAGACUUGAAUGCCACCAGCUCAUCUCCGUGGAAUUUCGAUAAAUGGAACACAUAUUACGAGAGAUCGUUGCCUGUGCACACAGAUCUCACGCAACAGCCAUACUUUAAGAGAGUAUGGGUGAUCCAAGAGAUAGCUGCGGCGCAAGAUUGUUGGGUUCUUUAUGGGACUAAAGGAGACCGAUGGCUUGAUUUCCGCAGCUCCACCAAAAAUGCUGGUGAUGGAUCGAAUCAGCUCCACCAGCAGCAAGAUUGGUUCCACUUGCUUUCUCGAGGAAGGCCCAUGGACCUACAAGAGCUUCCAAAGCUCUUACAAGCUACACUUCAAUGUCAGGCAACGGACCCCCGAGACAAGGUCUACGCUUUGCUAGGUCUCUUCCCAGGAGCAAACGAAGCCCAGUUGACUGCAGACUAUGCUCUCAGUUUGGACCAAGUGUUUAGCGGCUUGACUGCUUGGAUGCUCUGUCAAAGUUCAGCAUUCAUGCUGCCAAUAUUUGCAGCACUUGAGCCAUCAGCCUCGUCUCUGCCUGCAUCGUGGGUUGUUGACUGGUCGUCGGUCAGCGCCUUGAACAAUAUGGGGCCACACCUACCCCAGGCGGAUUCAGGAACAUAUCUUAUCAGCGAACCUCAAGAUACUCCUCGCUUUUAUCGUGAUGGUACUAUGGUACUUCGAGGACGCUUCGUGUCUCAACUUUCAAGCCGGUUUUUCGACUUUGAAUCUCGAAAAGGUCCUCCCGGCGUCCUGAAAGAUGAAAUUUAUCGCACUCCAGGGACACGUUACGCGGAGGCGGUGCCGGACUGGGCCGAGUCGACCGACGAAAUUCUAGAAAUCAAAGGGCUCCACGACUGUUCUCUGGUACUUCGGCCUGUCACAAGAGCACCCAAGACAUACCAAUUUGUAGCUAUUGCCAAACAGCCCAGAAUUGCCCGUCUCCCUGAGUUGAUCAACCAUAUAGAUCGCACGGUGAUUCUUCUUUUCUCUACUUGGCAGUAUGUGCUCAGAGCCGCGAGCGACGGAGAACUCUGGUUUCAGACAGUCACAUGGGACACAAUCAAAGCUGUAUGCUGGGGAUUGAAGCAUGCAAGAAACCUGGAAGCCGAUGAUAAGGGUUCAUCAAAACUUGGCCUUGGGUGUCGCCUCCGAGCCCGGAUGAGGAACUACAAUAAGACACAGGAUUGGACCCCAAGCAGAUGGGCAACAAUCAGUGAGCUGCAAAACACACGGCAUUUGAAGCAAGAUCAUGAUCUAUUAAGAGCCUUGAUGAUUAUGGGUUGGGAAUAUGGUGCUGUUCCGAAAAGAGACCAGUCAGGUGGCUAUCAGCGCAGUAUUCCAUGGGAAACGGAAUAUUUCAGACAACCUCGUAUACGCGACUUCCUGGCAGAAUUCAGAGAGAGGCGUGUACGCUACCACGACUACGACGACUACGACAGCCUUCGCGACGACUACAACCACGACGAGUACUACGUGUUUCCUCUGAAGAGUAGUCUACAGCCUUUUGUCAAAGCGCUUCUGAGUCAAGGACUGGAUCAAAAGAUCAUCACAUUCGAGAAAAUUUCACGGAUGGCCGGCGGCGUCUUUCUUCGCAAGGGCACGCUCCAAGAACAGACCGUGCCAUGGGCGCACGACUCAUUGAAUUUGAGAGUCGGGAAGCUCCCUGAGGUCGAGGAGCCUCUUGAGAAUAUUUGGUUCUACGGGAAAUCGAACGACUCUCAUCUCAACACUUGGGCGGCCGAAUUCAUUAAUUCAUGGACCCUUCUGGUAAACGCGAGGCCCCACAGUCCUGAUCCCCCUUCCUCUGAAAUAGAUGAAGAAGAACAUGGCAGCGAGAAUGGAUUCUGGGCCACAGAAAAGUCAAUCAGGACGGAAUUGACUAGCAGUUUUACAAACCCUGAGGUGGAGCCGGCGUCACCGGAUCUUGUGAGCGAGGUAAGUUGGGAGCCGCUGCUUGAUCUUGUGAGAGAGACAGAGGCGCGGCUUCUUCCUCUGGAGGAAGCAUUCACCCGCACUGAUAUUACGUACGACGAAGAUAUGAAGGAUGUCCCUUGGGAGGAUAUCCGUAUAAUUUAG